GUUUAUCAUCUCUCAACCCUGAAAUUGACCGUUCGACAGACUUUCUUUAAUGGCAUUAUUGCCUUCAAGUCUUUGAGUAGACCGGCUUUUGGGAUUCACCAAGCCGCAAUAUUUCCGGUCUACUUCUCCUUACAAUCUUUCCUCCCAAUUCUUGUCGCUUUGACUGGUCUUAAAAGUUCUCAGUCCGCAGGAGAUGCAACGAAUAUCCUCAGUCAUCUAUAUUGGUGUAUGGCAACAGUCUCUAUUGCUGGCUUGAUCAACUUAAUCAUAUUCCGGCCACUGACAAGAAAUGCAGUUGAAGCCAGAAACUUGCAGGGAUUGAUGGAUCGACGAGGAAACAACCCUCACUUUAUUUCUCCGGAGAAGAAGGCUCUCGACCGGCGCUUCAAAUACAUUCAUGCUACCUCUAUUUGUAUAAAUUUUGGUGGAUUAAUUGCCACCGGUCAGUAUGGCUCAAUACUUGCUAAAUUGCUAGAUUGA
Molecule: messenger RNA, 480 nt
Organism: Penicillium taxi
Lineage: Eukaryota; Fungi; Ascomycota; Eurotiomycetes; Eurotiales; Aspergillaceae
Product: DUF4149 domain-containing protein
Exons: 2
Source: RefSeq, a predicted model, not a curated record